Sebastes umbrosus (honeycomb rockfish) is the source of this 2626-nucleotide messenger RNA. RefSeq names its product histidyl-tRNA synthetase (gene hars). Gene Ontology annotation, cellular component: mitochondrion; cytoplasm. Bases 450 to 2012 code for a protein of 520 amino acids. Gene Ontology annotation, molecular function: identical protein binding; ATP binding; histidine-tRNA ligase activity. The record is from RefSeq and is a predicted model, not a curated record. The transcript has 14 exons. Lineage: Eukaryota; Metazoa; Chordata; Actinopteri; Perciformes; Sebastidae. Gene Ontology annotation, biological process: mitochondrial translation; histidyl-tRNA aminoacylation.
CUCCAGAGCUGCCGGUGUGUGUUCAGUAGUAGCGGCGACAAUACAUGAAUGAGAAGCCAUGGAAGACAAGACACAGAUACAAGAAGCGAUUAAACUCCAAGGUGAAGUCGUCCGGAAGUUAAAGUCCGAGAAGGCGAGCAAAGAUCAGUGCUAGGGUUGCUUACCACUUUUCUCCUGUUCUUCUCGCCGGACCCUGGAUGACCUCGGUCGGCUUCGCCCUUCAUCAUCACCACCAUCUUCUACCUCACUGUCUGAUGAAUACAACCCUCCUGGACAUCAUUGCUCAACUCACUUCCUGGUUCUACUUCUACUGACCAUUGUGAUUGGCUGCUGUGGCUGGCCCUGUACAAUACCACUGGACAUUGCUGUGCCCAUGAUGCACUCCUGAACUUUUUUGCCUGUCCAAUAUCUGGACUAAUUAUUUUUUUUGUCCGUGCUGUUGGAUAAACAUGCUGGGCAUGAUUUGUGUUCGUGCUUGCUCUGGUCUUUUGGGCUUUCGGACUGCAACACGUGUUCGAUCUCUGCAUUCUGUCCCUGGGAUCACUGUGGCUCAGAUUGAUGAAGAAGUAGCUAAACUGCUGCAGCUGAAGGCUCAGAUAGGAGGAGAUGAUGGCAAACAUCAGUUUGUCCUCAAGACGGCAAAGGGAACGAGGGACUACAACCCAAAGCAGAUGGCCAUCAGAGAGAGAGUCUUCAACACAAUCAUCAGCUGCUUCAAACGCCACGGAGCAGAAACCAUCGACACGCCUGUUUUUGAACUGAAGGAAACGCUGACGGGGAAGUACGGGGAAGAUUCCAAGCUCAUCUACGACCUCAAAGACCAAGGAGGAGAGCUGCUGUCCCUCAGAUAUGACCUCACUGUGCCCUUUGCCCGCUACCUGGCGAUGAACAAGAUAACCAACAUCAAGCGGUACCACAUCGCUAAGGUCUACCGCCGUGACAACCCAGCCAUGACCCGCGGACGCUACCGAGAGUUUUACCAAUGCGAUUUUGACAUAGCAGGGCAGUAUGACGCCAUGAUUCCAGAUGCCGAGUGUCUGAAGAUCGUCUAUGAAAUCCUCAGUGGGCUGGACCUCGGGGACUUCCGUAUCAAGGUCAACGACAGACGCAUCCUCGAUGGGAUGUUCGCCGUGUGUGGUGUUCCAGAUGACAAGUUCCGCACCAUCUGUUCAACGGUGGAUAAACUGGACAAGCUGCCCUGGGAGGACGUGAAGAAGGAGAUGGUGAAUGAGAAGGGUUUGUCAGAGGAGGCUGCCGACCAGAUCGGGGAGUACGUCAGUAUGCAGGGUGGGAUGGACUUAGCAGAGCGCCUCCUUCAGGACGAGAAAAUGUCUCAGAGUAAGCUGGCCUGUGCUGGCCUGUCUGACAUAAAGCUGCUCUUCAGCUACCUGCAGCUCUUCCAGGUCACAGACAAGGUGGUGUUUGACCUCAGUCUGGCCCGGGGUCUGGACUAUUACACAGGAAUCAUUUAUGAGGCGGUGCUGACUCAGGCGGGUGUGGCCCCGGUGUCCAAUGAAGCCCAAAAUGGUGCACCUGCAGAGGAGAGCGUGAGUGUGGGCAGCGUGGCCGGCGGCGGUCGAUACGACGGCCUGGUGGGCAUGUUUGACCCCAAGGGCAGGAAAGUGCCGUGUGUGGGCGUCAGCAUCGGCAUCGAGAGGAUCUUCUCCAUCAUGGAGCAGAAGUCUGAGGCCUCGGCAGAGAAGGUUCGUACCACAGAGGUUCAGAUCAUGGUGGCGUCCGCUCAGAAGAACCUGCUGGAGGAGAGACUCAAACUCACCACUGAGCUCUGGAAUGCUGGCAUUAAGGCAGAGGUGAUGUACAAGAAGAACCCCAAACUGCUGAGUCAACUGCAGCACUGCGAGGAGUCAGGGAUCCCUCUGGUGGCCAUACUGGGAGAACAGGAGCUCAAAGAUGGAGUGGUCAAACUCCGGGUCGUGGCCACCCGAGAGGAGGUUGAAUUUUCCAGAGCAGAUCUUAUAGGUGAGAUCAGGAGGAGGACCUCCGAGGCCUAGCCCCGCUCCAUCUGUUCAGCUACAGUCCAACCUCAUCACCCGAUCGCUUCACAGACACUCUGCAGAGUCUUGUACAGAAUCUCUUGUGGUGCUCAUGUUGCACUCUCGCACGCUGCAACAGAGCACGUAGCCAAAAGCAACAACGCUAACUGGAAGUGUGUUUAACGUGAUGUGCUUCUUAAAAUGGAACACUCCUUAGGGAACAUCAUCCAGAAAUAUGUUACAGUUAGCAUGAAAUGCAAUGUGUUUUGGAUUAUAUCUGAAAGACGUGUACUUGCUUUCAGUGUCAACAUUGUAUAUUAGUGUGCCAUUAUUGAUAUUAACUAUUCAAGUCCAAGAAGUCAAAGUUUCUUAUUCUCCAUAAAAGUUGCUGGAGAUCAGUUUGGUCUUUAAUCAGAUUCAUUAACUAAAUCUGUGUGUAGAGCAGCGUUCCUUCAGGAUGACAGACUCUUGUUAGAGACAUUAACUUCCUACCUGAACAUGAUUUGCUGCACUUCAACUGAACCUCCAACUCAUAACAAAUAAGGCUCAAUUUCUACCUGUAUCAAACGUGGCUUCACUGUCAAGUGUCUGAAAUAAACACAUUCAUCAUUCUGCUCAAUACUAAAAGAACA